AAAAUAAUACUACUUCACUGCUUCACUUUACUGCACAAAACUACUCUCCCCGGCUGUCCAAUCCACGACCGUUCACCGUUCUCUCCCUUCAUUCUCUCCUCCUCGGAUACAAAUUUGCCCACAGAAUUUCCCCAUCAAAUCCAAGUUCGAAAAACCUCAAACCUGAAAUAAGAUUUGCAGCACACUGUACUGAUCACUUUAUUUUACUAAUAUCUUCAAAAACUCAUCGAUUUAUUGACCGAUACGUGUCCUUUAUCCCUCGAUCCGCCAAACCCUCACUAAAAUCCAUGCCCUUCUCCUCUCUUUCAUUUCUCUACUAACCCAUUUCGCCAUCAUCUAUCCACUUUCUCCAUCUUUUUCAGCUUUUUUUGAUCCAUUUUUCUUCUAUAAUUAUGGAUAUGGAGUCAGUGAAGAAUUAAGAAGAAGCUGGUGAGAAAAUAUGACGUGAUUCUUGAUUCAAUUGAAUGGAAUCUGUUUCAUUAACUCCUUCAAUCAGUAUAUCACUGUUUUCAUCAACUUGGUAUUUGAUAUUUUUAAGUUAAAUGUUCCAUACUUUUUUUCAUAGAUAAAGCUCAGUUUUUUUUGUUAAUUUUUAGUCAAGAAUCGAGAUUUAUAGUAUUGAUUUGAUUAUAAAGAACUUUAAAGGAAGAAUCUUUUUAUAGAUUUGAUUAGUGGGUAGUGAUUAAAAAAGUGGAUAAGAUGAGUUUAGGUGCAGCUGAAAAAGAUUCAGCAUCAGAAAUUCAUAUACCAGCAGAAAUAGAUUGGCAUAUGCUAGAUAAAUCCAAAUUUUUCUUUCUUGGAGCGGCUUUAUUUUCAGGUGUUUCAGCAGCUCUUUACCCUGUUGUUGUUUUAAAAACUAAGCAACAAGUUUCACCAAUUCAAAUCCCUUCCCUAAAAUUGUCAUAUUCUAUACUGAGUCAUGAAGGUAUCAGAGGUUUUUACAGAGGUUUUGGUACUUCUUUAAUGGGAACUAUCCCAGCUAGAGCUCUUUACAUGACAGCACUUGAGGUUACUAAAACUAGUGUCGGAACAGCCACUGUUAGGUUAGGGUUUUCAGACACUACUGCCACAGCUAUUGCUAAUGCUGCUGCUGGUUUAAGCUCUGCUAUGGCUGCACAGCUAGUUUGGACCCCUAUUGAUGUUGUGAGCCAAAGACUCAUGGUUCAGGGUUCGGAUUCGAAUAGGUAUCGAAAUGGUAUCGACGCGUUUAGGAAGAUUUUGUAUGCAGAUGGAGCGAGAGGAUUGUAUAGAGGAUUUGGGAUUUCUAUUCUGACUUAUGCACCUUCGAAUGCAGUUUGGUGGGCUUCUUACUCUGUUGCUCAUAGGUUUGUUUGGGGUGGGAUUACUUGCUACACAAGUAAAAAGAAUGAGAGUUGUUGUGUUAGUGGGUAUAAGCCUGAUUCGAAGACUAUGGUGGCGGUUCAGGGGCUAUGUGCAGCUCUAGCAAGCGGUGUUUCGGCUGUCAUUACGACACCGUUCGACACGGUGAAGACACGAAUGCAGGUUUUGGAUAGUGAACAAAAUGGGAGGAGACAACCCUUGACAGUUCUCCAAACAGUAAAGAAUUUAGUUAAGGACGGCGGAUUUGGUGCUUGUUACAGAGGGUUAGGGCCUCGGUGGGUUUCAAUGUCCAUGUCUGCUACAACUAUGAUCACUACUUAUGAAUUUUUGAAACGGUUAUCUACAAAGAGUAGUUAGAAAUUUAGCUAAAUGAUUCAAGAAAGCUUUUUCUCUAAUGGCUUGCUUGCUAUUUUGCUACAUAACGCGGUAAUGUUGAGACGAGAAAUGCUGAAACUGAAAUUGUUAAAACGGGAAACGCCUAUUUUUGUUACGACGAGAAGUGUUAUAAAUACAGUGCUUGAGAGUUUCGGAAGCAUUUCUGUUUCUGAAAAUAUAGGAUUCGACGAGUUUCUAUGCAACAUAGCUAUUUUAGUUAAAUGUAAAUUUUAUUUUCCUUGUCUGAUUGAAAAUGAUUGUACCGUUGUAUAGUAAAAUAACAGACUUUCUCCA
Molecule: messenger RNA, 2010 nt
Organism: Mercurialis annua (annual mercury)
Lineage: Eukaryota; Viridiplantae; Streptophyta; Magnoliopsida; Malpighiales; Euphorbiaceae
Exons: 1
Coding region: 700-1698 (332 amino acids)
Biological process (GO): transmembrane transport
Source: RefSeq, a predicted model, not a curated record